Molecule: messenger RNA, 1594 nt
Organism: Parasteatoda tepidariorum (common house spider)
Lineage: Eukaryota; Metazoa; Arthropoda; Arachnida; Araneae; Theridiidae
Gene: mEFG1
Product: mitochondrial translation elongation factor G 1
Biological process (GO): mitochondrial translational elongation
Cellular component (GO): mitochondrion
Molecular function (GO): GTP binding; translation elongation factor activity; GTPase activity
Source: RefSeq, a predicted model, not a curated record
UGUGAGGGAAGGUGAAGUUCCAUCUGAUUUAAAAAGCUCUAUGGAAGCUCAUAGACAAGAACUAAUUGAACAUCUAUCAAAUGUUGAUGACACUAUAGGAGAAUUAUUUCUAGAAGAAAAACCUAUUAGUGAAAAAGAUAUUCAAAAUGCCAUAAGACGUUCAUGCCUUCAAAGAAAAUUUACUCCUGUUUACCUUGGUUCAGCAUUAAAAAACAAAGGUGUUCAACCUCUAUUAGAUGCUGUUCUGUCUUAUUUGCCUAACCCAGCUGAAGUGGAAAAUUAUGCAUUUAAAGGUGAAGGUUCUGAUCCUGAAAAGAUUUUGAUGAACCCAGCCAGAGAUGACUCAAACCCUUUCCUGUGUCUGGCUUUUAAGUUAGAAGCUGGUAGAUUUGGUCAAGUCACUUACUUAAGAAUAUAUCAAGGCAAACUGAAAAGAGGAGAACUACUAUACAAUGUAAAAACUGGAAAACGUCUCAAGUGUACCCGCAUAGUUCGAAUGCAUUCAAAUGAAAUGGAGGACACCGAGGAAGCCUAUGCUGGUGAUAUUGUCGCUGUUUUUGGUUUGGAUUGUGCGAGUGGUGAUUCAUUUGUUACAGAUAAAAAUUUGAAACUGACAAUGGAGCCUAUGUUUGUACCAGAUCCUGUUAUUGCUAUGUCUAUUAAGCCAAAAGAUAAAAAGCACCUUGAAAACUUUUCCAAAGCUGUGAAUCGUUUCACUAAAGAAGAUCCGACUUUUCACUUUUAUUUUGAUCAUGAUAGUAGAGAGUCUAUUGUAUCUGGAAUGGGAGAACUUCAUCUAGAGAUAUAUGCUCAGAGAAUGGAAAGAGAGUACAAUGUACCUGUUAUAUUGGGAAAGCCAAAAGUUUCUUUUAGAGAAAGCUUACUUGCGCCAUGUGACUUUGAUUAUUUGCAUAAAAAGCAGUCUGGUGGAUCUGGCCAAUAUGGAGGGGUCAUGGGGAAAAUGAGACCUUUACCUCCUGAGCAAAAUACCAAAAUAGUUUUUACAGAUGCCACAGUGGGAACUAAUAUUCCAAAAACCUUUGUUCCAGCUAUUGAAAAGGGUUUCCGAUCAAUGUGUGAAAAGGGAACCUUGACUGGACACAAACUUUCUGGCAUUGAAUUUGUCUUAACAGAUGGUUCCCAUCAUAUUGUUGAUUCAAAUGACAUAUCAUUCUUUUCUGCUGCGUGUGGCGCUGUUCAACAAGUAUUUGACUAUGGUCAGUGGCAUAUACUGGAACCUGUUAUGUUGGUAGAAGUAGCUGUACCCUCUGAAUUUCAAGGAUCUGUCAUCACACAACUCAGUAAAAGGGGUGGAAUUGUCAUUUCUAUGGAUGCAGAAGGGGAUUGGGCUAUUGUCACAGCUGAGGUGCCACUUAACAACAUGUUCGGCUAUUCAUCAGAAUUACGUUCCAGCACGCAAGGCAAAGGUGAAUUCACAAUGGAAUAUUCCCGAUACUCUCCGGCAGCUGUAGACGUCCAGCAACAACUCAUUCAAGAUUAUCAAUCCCUUUCGGAAAAAGAAAGAAAAAAUUUGUAAAUAUCAUUAUAAAGAAUUUUGUACAUAUGUAUUUAUUAAAGCAUUUUAGUACUUUUA